Carassius gibelio (silver crucian carp) is the source of this 747-nucleotide messenger RNA. Its product is annotated as stonustoxin subunit beta-like. The transcript has 3 exons. The coding region runs from base 1 to 747 and encodes 248 amino acids. Gene Ontology annotation, molecular function: protein binding. The record is from RefSeq and is a predicted model, not a curated record. Lineage: Eukaryota; Metazoa; Chordata; Actinopteri; Cypriniformes; Cyprinidae.
AUGGUGACAGGGGAGGGAUGUUGUUAUGUGUCCUCAGCUCUGACUUCAAACCCCAUAUGCUUGAGAGAGCUGGAUCUAAGCUAUAAUCACCUGGGAGAUUCAGGAGUCAAGCUGGAGGAAAAACUGGAGGACCCAAACUGCUCACUUUAUAAAUUCAAUGUGGAUCUUGGAGGAGAAUCCAGGAUUACACCUGGACUACAGAAAUAUGCCUGUUUUCUCACACUGGAUCCAAACACAGCAAACACGGAACUGAUUCUGUCUGAGGAGAACAGAAAGGUGACAUGUUUGAUGGAGAAACUGUCAUAUCCUGAUCAUCCAGACAGAUUUGAUGAUGUGCCUCAGGUGUUGUGUAAAGAAAGUGUGUGUGGACGCUGUUACUGGGAGGUUGAGUGGAGUGGAGAUAAUGUGUUUAUAUCAGUGUCAUAUAAGAGCAUCAGCAGGAAGGGAUGGGGUGAUGAGUGUUGGUUUGGAUCUAAUGAUCAGUCCUGGAGUUUGUUCUGCUCUCGCUCCAGUUACUCAUUCAGUCACAAUAACAUAGAGACUGUUCUCCCUGUGGUGUCCACCAGCAGGAGAAUAGGAGUGUUUGUGGAUCACAGAGCAGGAACUCUGUCCUUCUACAGCGUCUCCAGAAACACAAUGAGCCUCAUCCACACAGUCCAGACCACAUUCACUCAGCCACUCUAUCCUGGGUUUAGUGUUGGUUAUGAAUUGAUAAAUGAUUCUGGAUCAUCAGUGAAACUGUGUUAA